UAGAUAGAUAAUCGAUAGAUAGAGAGAUAGAUAGAUAGAUAGAUAGAUGAUAGAUAGAUCUCUGUGCCUCUAGAUUGUAACAAACGUAAAGAACAGAGUGUGGAUUUAUAGUUUUAAAAGCUGCUAGCCCUGUGGGAACCUGUACAGGGUACUAUUAUGGGUUAUCCUAGUCUUAUAGCUGGCAUAACAUUAUGCCCCUGCUUUAUCGUGGUGUCUGUUCCAUUGCUUGAGAUUUGCUGUUGUCAUUCUUGGUGCCCUGGGCACUUAUAUUGAACUGGGCGCCUAGAAAGUCGGUAUCGCUCCAAAGUUUUACAGAUCUGUCCAGAUCUUGCUAUGUAUAUGUGCCCAUAUGUGCCCGGGGUGUGUGCUGCAGUUCAGUGCCCAAUGAUGCAACGUCCCCUAUCGCCAGCUCUGCUGCCCUGACCCACUAUCCUCAUGCCUAGUAAUGGCCAUAUAUCCGACACUCCCCUACACUACAUACUGCACCCUAAUAUCAAGCUGCUACCAGCCUACCACCGGUUGUAAGCUGCAUUUUCUCCUAUUGUGGUCUUAUAGAUUGGGGUGUUUUUUAAUACCUAAAAGUCGGUGUUUUAGACCUAAAUGUUUGGGGGUACCGCACCCCAAUAAUGCAGAUUUGUUUUCCCAGAGGCUGCCCCCCCCUCUUGCAGAGCUGCCCCAAUGCCCAGUUUCAUUGAUUGUUAUGAUUUGUAUGGAAAUUGCAGAGAGCAUUCCAUCUGUAGGCUGAGACGGUGUGAUUGUGUGUGACUGGGGGAAGCUGCUUGUUUCUAUAUAAAGAAAUCUUCUCAGAUUUGCUGUAGCUCCAGCAUCUGGGGGGAAGAGAGAGAGAGAGAGAGAGAGAGAGAGAGAGAGAGAGAGAGAGAGAGAGAGAGAGGGUGAUGCCCCCCACCACCCCGGGUGCUGCUGGAGAGAGCCUGUGUGCUGAUGAUCCUCAUCCUGCUGGGCUCCUCUAGAUAUAAGAACCUUCCACCCGGGAUCACGUGACAUAAUUACCACUAGAAUCAAUCAAGAUGAAUUGCACGUCAGCACACGUUCAGGGUUUUUUCUUGGUUGAUGCUGUCCAAGCUCUCUUGAGCAAUAGAUGGAUCUUGUUCAAUGCAGUGAAAUCUCCUUGUUGCUUUCCAUCGCAAAAAGGGAGACAUGACUGAGUUUGAGAAUUGCAGCAACAGUGCGUCCAAUAUGUAUCUGCCUGGCUGUGCCUACUAUGUGUCUCCCUCGGAUUUCUCCAGCAAGUCCUCGUUCUUCUCCCAGUCUUCCUCCUGCCCAAUGACUCUCUCCUAUUCCUCCAAUUUAACUCAUGUGCAGCCAGUCAGGGAGGUGGCAUUCAGGGAGUAUGGCUUGGAGCGCACAAAGUGGCAGUACAGGGGCACCUACCCCUCCUAUUACCCCAGUGAGGAGGUGAUGCACAGAGACCUCAUCCAACCCACCAACAGGAGAUCCGACAUGCUCUUCAAAUCCGACUCGGUCUGCACCCACCAUGGAGCCCCAAGCAGCCAGUCCAACUUCUACAACUCGGUGGGCAGGAAUGGCAUCCUUCCUCAGGGCUUUGACCAGUUUUAUGACACAACCCAGAACCCUGGCUACCAGCAGGGCAUGGACGAGCAGCCUGCUAAAUCUGACCCCAAAGCCACCAGCCCCACCACUAAAGCCCCUUCCACCCAGGACAAGAAGGUGACAAACGACACCAGCCCCGGGACCCCUUCUGGGGAGGCAGAGAAGAGCAACAGUUCAGCUUCCCAGAGACUUAGGAAAAAGAGGUGUCCAUACAGCAAGUAUCAAAUCCGGGAGUUGGAGAGGGAAUUUUUUUUUAAUGUUUACAUCAAUAAGGAAAAAAGGUUACAGUUGUCCAGGAUGCUGAACCUCACUGACCGCCAAGUGAAAAUCUGGUUUCAGAACCGAAGAAUGAAAGAAAAGAAACUUAACAGGGAUCGACUUCAGUAUUUUACUGGGAACCCCCUCUUUUAAGGUGCUGUCUGGCAGAUGGACCCCGUGACUGCUAGACUGCUGCCUACACUUCUUGUAGAUCCCACGGUUUCAUUUUAAUUGGACCUUGCAAUAUUCAUCUGAUGGAAUUCAAAUUCUUUGGAGGAUGCCUUCUUGGUAAGGAAAGGAUAUUGAAAACGUCACUUACUGAAUGCCAGCCAAUGGUGUGUUUUUAUCUGAAUCUAUAUCUCUGAUUAUUCAAUAGUAAACUGACUGCAAGCUUCUAGGUUGUCUUACAGAUACAUUGACUGAAAAACAGCUAUUAAAUAUGAAUGCAAUUAAUUUAAUAUAUAUAUAUAUAUAUAUAUAUAUAUAUAUAUAUAUAUAUAUAUAUAUAUAUAUAUAUAUAUAUAUAUAUACUUAUGCACGAAAUAUGUUCUCUUGUGGAAAAUUGUUUAUGGUUACAAUGUUGUUAUCAUGAAAAAAAUGCAUGAAUUCCAAAGGGUCGCUGAAUAUGUGCCAGACAUUUAUUCCAUUAUAUAACCCCCAUAUGUAUAUAUUUAUUAAAUUUUCAAUGUCAUUUUUUUAACAACGUGAA
Molecule: messenger RNA, 2539 nt
Organism: Xenopus laevis (African clawed frog)
Lineage: Eukaryota; Metazoa; Chordata; Amphibia; Anura; Pipidae
Gene: hoxd11.S
Product: homeobox protein Hox-D11
Exons: 2
Coding region: 1159-1983 (274 amino acids)
Source: RefSeq, a predicted model, not a curated record